GGUACGUGUACGUGUGGGGGUCCGCCAUUUUGUCUCAAAUUUGCUUCGGUAUUGUUGUGAAUGUAAUGUAUUGCUGAUUUAACUAAAUUGUAUGACCGUUUGUAGCAGCAGAAAUAAACUUCGAGUGAACUUUUUUGUGUAAAUGAUGUCUUUAGUAUAAUAAGCAGGUGAUUUAGUGAAUAAACAUCGUAGGUAACCUCGGCAGCCAUGAGUGUCAUCAUAAGACUGCAGAAUCUCCCUUGGUCCGCAAAUGCCCUGGAUAUUAGGAAUUACUUUCGCGGCCUCUCCAUCCCCGAAGGAGGGGUCCACAUCGUAGGAGGCGAACUUGGAGAUGCUUUCAUUGCGUUCAGUACGGACGAGGACGCGCGCCAAGCCAUGAUGCUGGACGGCGGCAAGAUAAAGGAGAUCCAAGUGAAGCUCCUUCUCAGCUCUCGCUCGGAGAUGCACAAGGUCAUCGAGACGGCCCGCCAGAGCGUCCCCAUCCUCAGCCUCGCCGCCGCCGCGCCCGCCCCCGCCCCCGCCCCCGCGCCCGUGCAGCCUGUCGCCCCCGUCGUCGCACAAAUAACACCCUUCUCAGCCGCACUAGGCAAAAGCCCCCUCGGCUUCGGAAUACCAGGCAUCGGCAACCCUCAAGAGAUACCCCAACCUGCCGUCAUAGAACCCCCUGCUCCUUUGAUCAGUCCUUCAGCAAACGCGUCACCCCAAGACGAAACCAGCGAAAGCGAGAGGAAACGCAGCAAGGAAAAGGACAAGCGGAGGUCCAGGUCGCGGUCCAGGUCCAGAGACAGGAAGGACAGGAAGCGAGACCGCAGGGACAGAUCGAGGUCCAGGGAGCGGAGGCGGCGAGAACGCAGUCGCAGCAGGGAGCGCAGAGAUCGCAAGAGAGACAGGAAAGAACGGAGCCGCUCCAGGGACCGCUCGCCGUCGCGGCGGUCGCGCGACAGACGCGACAGAAACCAAAGGGACUCGAGCGAAAAUACCAACGAGAACCAUGAGAGCACUUUGUUAAACGCCACGCCCGGACGACAGUCGCCGUUGAUUACUGCGGUGAUGCUAAAUGGCCAGGCGGUGCUGCAGGACGGGCAGCAAAACGUGUACAGCGACCCCGACAUGGCUGAUGCGUUCAGCAAGCUCCAAGAGCUGGGCAAAAAGCGUAACCCUAACGCGUUUCAAGGAGAGGCUCCCGUGGGGAAUGGUAAUAGGUUCCAAAGGGGAGGCAGAAGUGGGGCAACAAAUAGUUUCCGUCGCGAAGGCCGCUCGCGCUUCGAUAACAGUGAUUCUAAUGGUAACAACGCACGAGACGUAUGUGUCGCUAUAAGAAAUGCACCUAACCACACUGGCUAUGGCGAUGUCCGUCGAUUCUUCCCGUUCUUGAUAGACCAGCACGGCAUUAAAAUGAUUAAUGAUAACAUGGGAAGAAGAACAGGCAACAUUUAUGUUAAAUUUUGCGAUCCUAGAUCGAAGCAGCUGGCGUUGCAGCGCAGAAAUAACGAAUUGAAAGAUGUUCAAGUUACUAUAGAGUCGAUACCCGACGACGUGUACGAUGCGGCAAUAGAUUCAUUCCUCCCAUAUCGAGAGGAAAACGGUGGUAAUGAUCUUCCAAUCGUUCUUGUCACUGACAACGACGGGAGGACCCCGCCGAGUGUACUCAAGCUGGCAGACCUUCCAAACUUUGUCAAGGAACACGAUAUUAUCAAAGCUUUUAGCGAGUUUUCCCUAUUGUCCAUUACGUUGAAUGACUGCCGAGCGACAAGGACCAAAGUAGCGUUCGUACAAUUCGCAAAAGCAGAGGACGCAAAAUCGGCGUUCGAAAAGAGAGAUAAUUACCUCUUUGGCAGACGUCAACCCGUUAUCACACCCCUGACAGUAGACGAAUUCAAUAAAGUAAAAACUGGUGAUAAGAGAGAGAGAGAGGCAGAGCAACCACAGCCGGCAGAAAUCAUGGAGCAGCCCGCAGAGCCCGUGGUGCCGCGAGAUCCGCGUCAGAGGCGGCAAGUCGAAGAUAAGAGUCCCAAAGUUAAUCCGCAACUACAAGUCGGGCCACAAACAGGUGCGCCACAAUUUUUCGGGGCGCCUUUCGUCCCGCCACAGAACUUCGCUGCUGCAUUUGCGGCUCCUCAAUUCAGUGGUUUCCCAGCUGCCGCGAUGGACCCUCGCAUGGCCGCCGCUAACUGGGCCGCGCGUCCCGGCUUCCCCGACCAGGGGAAAUCAAUGCAGACCAUGUCCAACUCCGCAGCACAAGUAGACGCAGAUGACGAGCCAUUGGAUUGCGUCCUCAUGAAGGGUCUCCCGCGAGCGGCUACAGACCGGACCAUAGUUAAUUUCUUGUCCGAUACGGGCGCCGUGCCGUCUAGAAUACAUCUCAUGUUGGACGGCAACGGCUUGCCGUCCGGGGACUGUUUCUGUGAGUUCCGAUCCGUCCAGGAAGCCAGAAUGGCCGCCACAAAACACGGUUCGAAUUUAGAAGGUUGUCGCGUCACAGUGGAUCUAGUGACGAGGACUGUUGUCGAAGAAGCUUUAGAAGGACCGAAGCAACCGGAAAUGCCGGGGCCAGGUGCGGGGCUCCUCGGCAGCGGCCCGCCUAUGCCGCAGUACUUCGACGGGCCGCAAGGUGGCCCACCCCGUGGAGGAUUCAUGGGCAGGGGUCCUUACAGAGGUCGAGGAGGAUUCGAUUCCAAUAGAGGCUUCGACUCGAACAGAGGUUUCGAUAGAGGCGGGUACAGAGGCGGCUUCGAUAAUUCGCGCGGUAAUUACAGAGGUCGGGGCGGAUUCGACAGAGGCGGUCGGGGAGGUUUCGACAGAGGGGGGCGGGGGUCUCGUGGCUUUGGCGGUCGCGGUCGCGGCGGCUACGAAAACGGCCGCGACGUCCGCGACGACGACCAGGACCCCGCGCUCGAAGACUUCGGCGCGCCGGGCUGCGUGGUUUCUAUGGAGAACGUACCGUUCCGUGCAAGUAUCGACGACAUCAUGAACUUCUUCAGCGAGUUCGACUUGACGCAGGACGACGUGAUUCGGCGCUACAACGAGCGCGGGCAGCCCACCGGCGACGCCCGGGUAGCCUUCCGGACGCCCUUCGACGCGCAAAGGGCCGUCAAAACGAGACACAUGGACACCAUCCACGACCGCAGAAUAAGCCUCACGAUAUUAUAGCCCAGUAAUUAUCCGCGCGGACAGCGCUCCUAUGACCAUGAUUCCGAAGACGACUGUGUAUAGUUAAGUGUGUUUGUUACAAAAGACAAUGGACCCACCGUGACAUGGGAUAUAAAUCGAUUUAUAUGCAAGUACGUUAACACUACAUUUAGUAGACUUAACUAGAUUUAAUAUUAGAAUAAUAAUUCUCGUGGAAAGUAUGUAUGAGAUGUUUUACUUUCAAAUAAAAGUCAUU
Amyelois transitella is the source of this 3385-nucleotide messenger RNA. RefSeq lists its product as uncharacterized. Gene Ontology annotation, biological process: regulation of RNA splicing. Gene Ontology annotation, molecular function: RNA binding. Bases 208 to 3150 code for a protein of 980 amino acids. The transcript has 3 exons. The record is from RefSeq and is a predicted model, not a curated record. NCBI's taxonomy places the organism in Eukaryota, Metazoa, Arthropoda, Insecta, Lepidoptera, Pyralidae. Gene Ontology annotation, cellular component: nucleoplasm; ribonucleoprotein complex.